Molecule: messenger RNA, 1941 nt
Organism: Scophthalmus maximus (turbot)
Lineage: Eukaryota; Metazoa; Chordata; Actinopteri; Pleuronectiformes; Scophthalmidae
Gene: calhm1b
Product: calcium homeostasis modulator protein 1
Exons: 3
Coding region: 320-1384 (354 amino acids)
Molecular function (GO): monoatomic cation channel activity
Source: RefSeq, a predicted model, not a curated record
UGUGACGUGUUUACGUUGAAUGAGAUUCUUUAGUUCCAUCACAACGAAUCACAGGUGACUGCGGAGGGAGGGGCACCAACAGGUGACGUGGUCGGCUUUGAACGUCACCACAGAGAGUUCCAGAGACACCUCUCAGCCGGAGCUCCAGUGCCCGAUAGGAACUGCAGUUUUUCUCACUAUGGACAUUGCCGCUAUGUGAAAUUUUCCUUUCCUUUUGUCCAUCCACUCUAAAGAAAAUAGAUUGCUGUGAAACCUUCCACUGCACUUCUUCUUACAGAGUUAAUUCCAUCAGAAGCAAAGACAAACCCCGUGUCACAGGAUGGAUAAGUUCCGUAUGAUGUUCCAGUUCCUCCAAUCCAACCAGGAAUCUUUCAUGAACGGGAUCUGUGGUAUCAUGGCACUGGCCAGUGCACAGAUGUACUCCGCCUUUGAAUUCAGCUGCCCCUGUAUGCCAGAGUACAACUACACCUAUGGGAUUGGACUGCUCAUUGUUCCACCUUUAUGGUUCUUCAUGUUGGGUUUUGUGUUGAACAAUAAUGUGUCGGUGCUCGCCGAGGAGUGGAAAAGACCCACCGGCAAACGGAGAAAGGAUCCUUCAAUCCUCCGCUACAUGUUUUGUUCGAUCACGCAGAGAUCCUUGAUAGCACCCGCAGUCUGGGUGUCUGUCACUCUCAUGGAUGGGAAGAGUUUCCUCUGUGCCUUCAGCAUCAACUUGGAUAUUGACAGGUUUGGGAAUUAUAGUUUCAUCAGGGAGAUGUCGGAGACGGACAAGAUGAAGCUGCUGGCGAAGAUUCCUUGCAAAGACUUGUUUGAGCAUCAGGAAAUAAGAGUUGCAGCAUCCCGAUACAUAAAGUGCAUAUCACAGGCAUGCGGAUGGAUAUUCCUGCUCAUGAUGACCUUCACAGCCUUCCUGAUCCGGGCUAUUCGACCGUGCUUCACCCAGGCCGCUUUCCUCAAGACCAAGUACUGGUCGCAUUACGUUGACAUCGAGCGCAAGAUGUUCGACGAGACCUGCAAGGAGCACGCCAAGAGCUUUGCCAAGAUUUGCAUCCAGCAGUACUUUGAGAACAUCAGCGGGGAGAUGCGCAGCCUCCACCACCACCGCCGCUCCUACAAGAACGACAGCGAUGACGACGAUGACGAGGACAAGAAGAGAAGUGACGAGGACAAGCUUCUGGGUAUCAGGGCCCAGGAUGAUAUGAAUAAGGUUUUAUGGAACUGGCACACCAGUAAGCCAGCUCUGGCUCUGAGAAAGGAACAAAUGGACGGUGAAAACAAUGGCAGACUAAAUGGAGAAGCCAAUGGCACGAUUAAUGGGUUUGCAAAAGGACACACCCAUGACGUGGGGAAGAAGGAAUGGGCAGUGUAUUACAGUAAAGUCUGAAGAGAGAGAGGGAACAUAUCUUCUUCAGCUUUCAGAAAUGUCCCACUAUAAUCCAUUUCCAUCUUAAUUUCUCACUUUAAUGCUCAGAACAUUGAUGAUUGUAUAUUAAAUAUGAUGUAAAGAGGAAUGCAGUGCAAUGUAUAGUUUGAAUGUUGCAGCAUGAUGAGCACAAAGUGACCAAAAUGUCAUCGUAUAACUUGUUGACACAGUUCAGUUUUCCUCAGAAGACGUCUAGUACUUGGCGUGUAGUCCUGAACUUGUUGCUUGGCGUGUUGUCACGGCGACUGUAUGUUUCAUUAAGUCAUGUUUUACUCACACAGUCUGCCGCUGCUCUCACGGCAAUGAGUGACCUCUGUAUAUUCUAGGCUGCAGAAGUAGAGCAGUUGUAUCGGUCUAACAGUAAAGCUUUUCACAGCGCACUGCAGAGUUCUCCUUGAUAAAGACACUAAUGAAGGAUUGCGUUGCUCACAGAUGUCGGGGCCGUCAUGAAUAUUCACAGGCCACCGACUUGAGCAUGUGUGCACUUCAAAUAGCACAAUCUUUCUCUUGCCAAUAAA